AUGCCGUCAUCAACCGCCUCCCCUUCGCCGACUAAGCUUGGGGGCUUCUCGUCACAGCGCUCCAAUACAGGCGGGUCGGUAUCGCCCACCAAACCUUCAUCUGCUGCCGCCUCGCGUGCUGGUACACCCAUCGGCGGCAACGGCUUCCCCCCGCCGCCCUCCAAGCCCUCAACCUCUGCAGCUCCCAUGCGCCAGAUCCCACCAGGCUGCCAGCAUAUCAGCUCGCUACUCCACCUCGGCGCCGCCACAUCUUCAUCCAAGGGCUCCUCUCCUCCCAAAAUCAAAUCCGAAGACGGCGAUGACACGCGAACCAGCAGCUUCGACGCACUUCCUGCCUCCACGAAAUCGUACUUGAAGCGCUACAUUGCCGGGUUGCGAUGGGGUGCUCAAAUAAGAACGGGGUACGUCAAGAUGAUGGAUGACGAGGAAAAGGAAGCCGAGCUGGCCAAAUGGAACCAUGAGGCGGCCAACGCCAGCAAGCAGGGCAAACAGCUCAAGAAGCGGCGAAAGCUCGACUACCCACAAUGCCACACGUGCCAGGCCGACAUGCUGCGACCGUUCAUCUGCUUAGAGUGCGCAUUCACCGGCUGCUUCUCUCCACCCAUCGAUGACGAUCCGACCUCGGUGACGCGCACUGCCGCAGACAGCCACAUGAUCCAGCACCUCCGCACCAAGAAGCACGCACUCGCCUUUGAUCUCAUGUACGGCCAUGUCUACUGCGCCGACUGCAACGACUUUAUCCAAGACCCUCUGCUGCAGUCGAUCCAGCGCCACGAAACGUGCCGUGUCAACCAGAGCGUCGUUGGUCAGCAGUAUGGGCCUUCAAAGACGACCGUCGAUGCGCUGUUUCCUCCAUCGUCUUCGUCAGACGCAGCAGCAGCGAUGGCUAAAUUCUACGAGACAGAUACGUCGAGCGUCACAUGCCGAGUACCGAGAGGAUUGCGAAACAUGGGCGCAACGUGCUACAUGAACGUCAUCAUUCAGGCCUUCUUGCACAAUCCACUGCUCCGCAACUACUUCUUGUCGGAUCGCCACAACCCGUCGCUGUGCAAUGGUGUCAAGACGUGCCUGGCGUGCGAGAUGGACAAGAUCUUCUCCGAGUUCUACUCGUCCGAUCCGGGCGCGCUCGCUGGAGGCGCUUCCUCAGGUGCAUCGUCAACGACCUUGGCAGCAGCACCUGGUGCGAUUGUGGCCACACCCGGGGCUGCAGGGAGCGAGAACGGCGGCAGUGGUCCAGCAGCAAAGGGCCCACAUGGACCCACGUCGUUCCUGUACUGCAUCUGGGUCGAUCAGGCGAGCAGCGAGCUAGGCCAGGCGGGGCAGCACGAUGCGCACGAGCUCUUCAUCUCGGCGCUCAACUCAAUCCACACAGCGCUCACCAGUCGCGCACUCGAACGCUCGUCGCUGCCGUCGUUUGCGUACGACCACGCCGAUGCGACAAAUCUGCUCUUCGACCACUUUGAAGGCGGUGGCGGUGGCUCGGGCAGUCAGUCGGAAGACGAAGGUGUGGGCGGUGGCGGUGGUGCAGGCAACGGUACGCCGAUGGGUCUGGGUGGCGGACCUGGUGGCGGCGUGGCAGGAUGCCCCUGUGUAGUGCACCGGACGUUUGCCGGGCAGCUGCAGUCGGACGUUACGUGCCAGAGGUGCGGCAAGGUCAACACGACCCGAGACCCUAUGCUCGAUCUGAGUCUGGAUGUGCGGCCGGAGUCGAUGCGGCGCAAGGACCUGAACGGCAUUCACGCCAAGGCGAAGCUGGCCAACGACAAGCCGGCGGGGCUGAAUGGCAGCGGUGGGGUCAAUGGUGGCGCGGGGGAGGGGGAGGAGGAGCAGCAUCUGACCAUCUGUCUGCAGCGGUAUUGCUCAGAGGAGAAGCUGGGCAACAACGACUAUGCGUGCACGUCGUGUGGCGGUAGUGCGUCGGCAACCAAGCAGCUGAGUCUGUACAGGCUGCCACCGGUGCUGUGCAUCCAGCUGAAGCGGUUCGAGCAUACAUCGUCGGCGGCGAAGAUCGAUACCAAGGUGCGCUUCCCCGUGGUGCUGGAUGUGCGGCAGUUUUCGACGGCUGAGAUCCGGGCGCCGGACGGCGAGAACGCUGCCGUCAAAACCACAUCGAGCAAGGAUAGCGGCCUCCGGGCCAACCCUGAUCCCGAAGCAUACUUGUACGACCUGUUUACAGUCGUCGUCCACGAAGGCUCGAUGAACACGGGUCACUAUACGAACUUUUGCAAGUGGCGCGGCAGCUGGUACCGCUUCGACGACGAUAAGGUGCAUCCGACCAGCGAGGCGCACGUGCUGCAGGCGCGAGCGUAUCAGCUGUGCUACCGCAGAAGGCUGCUCAAGAACGUGGUUAGCUCGCAGCCGGCGAGAUCUUAG
Molecule: messenger RNA, 2373 nt
Organism: Sporisorium graminicola
Lineage: Eukaryota; Fungi; Basidiomycota; Ustilaginomycetes; Ustilaginales; Ustilaginaceae
Exons: 2
Coding region: 1-2373 (790 amino acids)
Biological process (GO): protein deubiquitination
Molecular function (GO): cysteine-type deubiquitinase activity; zinc ion binding
Source: RefSeq, a predicted model, not a curated record